Solenopsis invicta (red fire ant) is the source of this 2931-nucleotide messenger RNA. It is a transcript of the gene Rrp5, whose product is annotated as protein RRP5 homolog. The transcript is spliced from 3 exons. NCBI's taxonomy places the organism in Eukaryota, Metazoa, Arthropoda, Insecta, Hymenoptera, Formicidae. Bases 163 to 1563 code for a protein of 466 amino acids. Gene Ontology annotation, molecular function: protein binding; RNA binding. Gene Ontology annotation, cellular component: nucleus; small-subunit processome; nucleolus. Gene Ontology annotation, biological process: rRNA processing. The record is from RefSeq and is a predicted model, not a curated record.
UGCCUAGUCUGAUACGGGCUUUAGUUAUCGUAAACACCCGAGGUCUACAGAUGUACUGCUUCCUCCACAUGAGUUUGCAACUUUCUAUGCUAAGGGAGGUCCACCCCAUUCCCACCCCCACCCACCCACCUCCCGCGCGCGCGUUAUAUCGUUCCUAUUUGUAUGCUAAAAUCUGCAUUUGAAACUCCAAAAAACAAAAUCAUAAAGGAGCCGUCUUCUAUCAUGAAUAAACAAUCGAAGAAGAAGAAGAAGUCUAAACUACACGAAGUUGAUCUUAUAAAUCCACCAAAAGUACCGAAGGAAGUGUCGAAGGAAGCUUCAAGAGAUAAAGCAAAUGAGGAGAAGAGUAAAUGCGAAAUCAAAGAGGACAGUAGAAUAAAAGAUAUAAAUCCACCAAAAGAAGUACCGAAGGAAGUGUCGAAGGCAGCUCCAAGAGAUAAAGCAAAUGAGAAGAAAAAUAAAAGCAAAAUCAAAGAGGACAGUAGAAUAAAAGAUAUAGAUGAGAGUUCCGAAUCAGAUGAAAGUGAAAUGGAGGCAAAUGAGUCAACGAACCGAUUGCGCGUUCCAGAAUGUGGAUUUUCUUGGGACAGUAAAGCAAAAUUGACCGUUUCUACUAAUAUUGAAACGUCUAGCGACAACGAGGAGCCUGAAGAGGAGCCCAAACGGAAGAAGAAGAAGCUGAGUGCGGCUGAACGGCGGGAGCAAGAACGACAGAAGGAACGCGAAAUUCGCCAACGAGAGGAAGCUCUAGCGAGUAAUCAGACACCCAAUUCGAUCGAUCAAUUCGAUAGAUUGGUUUUAUCGAGUCCCGACAGCUCGCUAGUGUGGCUGCGUUACAUGGCGUAUCAUCUGCAGGCCACAGAGAUCGACAAGGCACGAGCUGUUGCGAGACGAGCCAUCAAAACAAUCAAUUUCAGAGAGGAGAAUGAACGGCUAAACAUAUGGAACGCGUGGCUUAAUCUGGAAUCCAGAUACGGCACCGCCGAAUCCCCGAAUGACGUUUUCCAAGAAGCCGUGAGGACGAAUGACGCGUAUAAGGUGUAUAUGCACAUGCUGACUGUACAGGCGGACGCCGGUAGAAAGAAUGAGCUCGAGAAAUUGAUCAGUACCGUGAUAGGCAAGUUCAAACAGCAUCCUCAGACGUGGAUAGACUGUGGUACUGCUUUGCUGAAAAUCGGCAUGAAGGAAAAAUCACGACAGAUCAUGCAACGGGCAUUGCAAUCCUUGCCCGCGUCUCAGCAUAUAAACCUGCUAGUAAGAUUUGCGAAUUUGGAGAAUAAACUAGGCGACCAGGAACGCGCACAAACAUUGUUCGAGAACAUUCUGAGUUCUUAUCCAAAACGCGUCGACGUUUGGUCGUGUUAUGUGGAUUGCUUGAUAAAAUCCAAAAACAUUGAUUUAGCCAGAAAAGUAUUGGAACGAGCAUGCGUCCAGACGCUUCCACCGAGAAAAAUAAAAACCCUCUUCACAAAAUUUAUAAAUUUCGAAGAAAAAUACGGUACAUCUGAGGCUGUAGCUCGCGUGCGGCAGAUGGCUGCGGAUUAUGUGGAAAAUCAUAUAUAAAUUGUAUAAUAUAAGUUUCUUUUUUUUUUCAUUAAAUAAUGUUAAUUUGACGCAUAUAUAAAAUGUCUCGAAUUUAAAUGUUAAACUUUGAGAGUACAUAGGAGAUUGAUAAGAAAAAAUCUUAAACAUUUGCUUAUUCUUAUUUUGUUUCAAAGAAAAUAAUGAACAAAAAUUUUUUAUUUAUUUACACUGGGUCCACAUAUAAUUUCUUUAAUUGAUAUUGUUAAUAAUUAUUUUUUUGUAAAUAUAGUUUUGUCCAUCUGUAUUAUUUUUGAUAGAAAUGAAAUGUGAUUGUAAAAUGACUUAGGAAACCAUUGUUUUUUAGUUCUCCUAGGCACUGUUGAAGUUUCAACUUUUAAAUUCGAGUUAAAUUUUAAAUUUGAUAACUUGUAUAACGAGUAGAAUAUUUCUCUAUCAAUUUUAUAUAUUUAAAAUUUGGUAUCAGCGAUGAGGUAUUACAAAAAGAUUGCAGGCCAUGGGUAAAUUUUCGUAACCAUCAAAUGGGCCCAGAGAUAAUUGAAAAGCGAUGACGUUAUCAACUUAGAUAAAAAUUUGCAAUUUUUAACAUAAAUAUUUGAUUGAUACAUUAUUCAAUUAUACUAUAAUAAUAUAUAAUUAUACUAUAAGUUCUAUGAGUUCAAUGCGGACACGACUAAACAAUGUGUGAAAAAGCCUAUCGGAGCUGAUUGGCAUUGAUUAGAGUAGAUCGACUCUCAUUGUCUGACACCCGACGACCCAUGACCAACCAAUCUGGUUAAUGGUGCUAUAUACUUGAAUUAUCUAAUUAGACCUUAAAAUAGAACAUAUGACGUGAUUAACCCGACAUGUCCCACAUAUUCUUUUUAAUUCAAAUGGACUCAAAAAAUCUGAAGCUCAAAUUCGAAAAUAUCGAAAUAAAUUUAUUUCUAUUAAUUUCAAUUAAUCUUUAUUUAUUGGGUAUAUUUCAGUAUUAACAAUUUGCUUUGCGAGACUAAGCGUUCUUUCUCUGUCAGAUUCUGUCGUUUCAUAUUAAAAUUGAAUAAGUAUAUAUCAAAAUUUGUGAUAAGAUCCAUAUUCUAAAUAAUUAGCACAUUUGUGAUGAAUCAUAAUUUUUAAACUACAUUAUCAUGGAUAAUUAAUAUAUGCUGAUAUUCUUCGUUCCAUUGAUCAAUCAAACUUUUCUUAAUACCAGUACAGUAAAGAUCAAUCUUUUCCAGUUUCGAACACUUCAAUAAAAUCUCGGAACAUAUGUCAGAUGGUACAAGUAUGUUUGACAAAUCUAAGUAUUUUAAGUUUUUGCACAGCAUCAGUGUUGUCAAAUCACGAUCGGUGAUUCCCUGAAAAUUUCCUAAGUUGAUAUUUUCCAAGUGUUGACAAGAAGAUAACAAU